CUCUACGCCUCCCGCGCCAAAACAGGCCUCCGCUCAAAACCCAGGACCCCAAGAAAAAUCUCAUGCAUCGGAUGGGACCCAGAAGGGGUUCUGGGCCCACCGCAGGGCGGGCACAUCGCAAGGCUGGAGUUCAAGAAGAGGAUGGAGAGGGACGCCGGAGCUCGGGAGGCUUGUUCGGACCGGCAGGUCAAGGCAGGAGCAGGGAAGCGCCGCCGAGCCAUUCGAGAAGCGAGGGUUGCGCCGGAUACGAUAGAGGGGCUGCUGGAGUAUUUUCUUGAUACCGAUGCAAGGGAGCUCGAGUUUGAGAUCUCCAGGUUGAGACAAAGAUUAACCAAAGAAUUCUUUGACCAUAUAAAGCUCGAACUUGGACAGCUGCGAUUUGCUGUGAAUAGAACACAGGAGAUGGAAGAUAGAAUGAUUGUGCUGGAGGCAAUACAAAAGGUGUUGUUGGAAGGAACAGAAGCAUAUGAUAAAAUGGAAAAGGACCUUGUAUCAACAAAGGAAAAACUGAUGAGAAUAUUGCAGUCGAAAGAUAAGAAAACAACGUUACUUGAUAUGGUAGAGCAAAAUGAAUUGAACAGAUCGGUAUUAGCCCUUCUCGAUGAAAACAUAGCAAGCGCAAUCGAGAACAAUCAGAAAGAAGCUGCAGCUUAUAUGGAGAGUGUUCGUGCAACUAUGCUGAAGUAUAUCACAGUGUAACUAUGAAAAUAACCGUUGUUGUGGAUUCAAGCACGCAUAUUUAAUAUGAUAGAGCGAGAGAGCAAGAGAAGAAUGGAGGAAGAGAGAUGCGAAAAUUCGAAAUUCAUGGGUUUCAUCUGUGAAGAAUGUUUUGAAUGCUUUUGGUUGAUGGAUGCAAGAGAAAUUAUUGAAUGAUUGUGAUAUGUAAUUUAAAAAUGCUUCCAUCUUGCAUCCUUCUCAUUUAAAAGAUAAUGAAUGAAAUGUGAACUAAAUAGCAAGAAUUUGUAUUUAUAUUUUGAUGUUAAAUCGAA
Molecule: messenger RNA, 989 nt
Organism: Asparagus officinalis (garden asparagus)
Lineage: Eukaryota; Viridiplantae; Streptophyta; Magnoliopsida; Asparagales; Asparagaceae
Exons: 8
Cellular component (GO): chloroplast stroma
Source: RefSeq, a predicted model, not a curated record